GCCUUCUCUCCCCCCCAGCCCUCUGGCCAUGGAGUAUCUGAAUGAUUUCGAUCUCCUGAAAUUUGAGGUGAAAUCCGAUACGCCUCCUCUUCCUCCUCCAUGCUCGUAUCCCAAACCGGACCUCCCCAACGACCCCUCGGGCUCGCCGUACGCCAGCAACCCCCUGCAGGACUCCAGUUUGAGCUCCAGUCCCUACAACUCGCUGCCACCUUCGCCCACUCUCAGCGACGCUCACCCGCCUCCCUCGGGCUCUUCCUCCCUCUCCUCGUCCUCCUCCUCCAUCUCCUUCCCGCUCUCCAUCUCCAACAGUUUCACCUCAGGCGUCAGCUCCGGCUCGCAGGGGAAUGUGGAGCGCAGCCCGGCUCACGGAGGCCCCCAAGGCCCCACACCUGCCUCUUUGGAGGACCUGAUCUGGCUGGCGGCGCUGCAGCAGCAGUUCGGAGGCGAGGUGACGGGCCCCGCCACUUUGCUGGGAGCUUUGGGAGGGGUGCAGGAGAGGGGGGACAGAGAGAGGGGCCCGGUCAACGGCUUCCUGGGCUGCGAAGACGCCGUGGAGGCUUUGCUGAACUCGGCUGCUGCAGCCGUCAGCUCACAGCAGUGCGGGCUGAACGAACGCUUUUCAGACGAGCAGCUGGUCAGUCUGUCCGUGCGGGAGUUGAACCGACACCUGCGAGGAGUGAGCAAAGACGAGGUGGUGCGUCUAAAGCAGAAACGCCGAACGCUGAAGAACCGCGGCUAUGCUCAGUCCUGCCGCUACAAACGUCUGCAGCACCGCCACGCUCUGGAGUCAGAGAAACAUCUACUCACACAACAGUUGGAACAGCUACAGUGUGAGCUGACUCGUGUUCUGAGGGAGAGAGACGCCUACAAAGCUCGCUAUGAGAAACUGCUCAGCACUAAUCAGAGUGUUGUGAACGACGCCCCUCAGUCACGCACCAGCAGCCCACCUUCUCCUCCCCCCGACUACUUCCUCUGAGUUUAACCCACACGGAUCAAUGGUCAGACUGUAUCAGUGUGUGGCACACAUGCUUGUACUUUUGUGUGACAAAAAGUGAAGAAGAGACCUCAGUAGACAGUUUUUAGAAAUGAACAAACAUGAAAACCAAAGGAGAACAGUUUAAGUCACUCAGUGCUUUAUGAACCUACAUUUACAAUCCUAAUUCUGAAAAAUAAAACAUAAAUAAAAAAAUAACAAUGCAAAUCUCAUAAAUAUCCACAAUGUGUAUAAAUCAUCACAAUGGAACAUGAUGUUUAAGUUAUUUUACAUUUGUUUAGGGUACAAUAAGGUAAUUUUGAAGACAUAUACACCAAGCCUUUUCAACGCUCUCCUGCUUAUUUGUGUAACCGUGAUGGAUUAAGAUGCUUUAAUACAGUCCCUCUCACUGCUGAGCGUGUCUGCUUUCUAUGCAAUACCACACCAGCAAUUUACUCUUUAAAUGAGUGGUGGAAGCUGACUGUAUUUGAUUUUUUUACCAUUAGCUGCUAGAGCUGCAGAGGUCUGAGUAGUGCAGUGGUGAUACGUGGAGUGGAAUGGAUCAAGUGUUUGUGACAUGCGGUUAAAUAUCUGCCUGCUCAUAUUUAGACUUCACAGUUGCCUACCAAAGUGUUUUAAGCUCAUCAAUACUUGUUAUUCCAUAUAAAACCAAGUAACCAUAAUGAAAAGAAUGUCAGAGGACGUCCCUUUUAUGGGAAUCAGAUAGUGACUGUUCUUAAAUGAGCAGAAGGGAACCUUACUUACUCUUGUGUUUUAGCAAAGAAAUCUUCUUCUUCCUUGUUGAACUGAUCAGCGACAGACUGAUGACUGCUUUCAACAAUCAGUUUGGACAUUUGGUGCAGAACGUAGAGCUGAUGGGGUGCUUAAGAGAAGCGAGUGCUUAACAGUGCAAAGAAAAACCAAAAAACGUGGCAUGGUAAACUGUGUGGUUGGGUCCAGUUCUCCAGGACCAGACAAGGCUCUGGAGAUCUGGACCCAGAUCAGAUCUGAUGUGACACCACAGAGCUGGUCACUGUGGACCUUGGUUCUACCAAAGAUAAACAUAUUAAUAGUGCAGGGAUGAAAACCAAGUAAAAAAAUCAACUUUAUAUAUUUGUGGGGACAUCUCAACUGUCUCAUGAAACAUUUGCCAGGUUUUAUUAGGGCGAUUUAUUUUGUGUAGCUGUAGGCUAAAUCAAUGGUUCUUUUAUUUAUUUUAUUAUUUAUUCACUAUUUAAUGUUUAUUUAUGUACCUCUAAUAAUUUCACUGGGUUUCUUUUUUCAAUUAGUGUGUAUUUUUACUUUCUUACAGUUGACUGAAUCCAGCUGUGAUUAGAAUGAGCCUGAUUAUAUCAUCACCAGUGUUUCCUGCUCCUGUUGUAGUGUGGUUUCACAUGGAAUAAAGAAAGUUGUUUGAAAUC
This is a messenger RNA of Austrofundulus limnaeus, 2394 nucleotides long. It is a transcript of the gene nrl, whose product is annotated as neural retina leucine zipper. The record is from RefSeq and is a predicted model, not a curated record. Gene Ontology annotation, cellular component: nucleus. Gene Ontology annotation, biological process: regulation of transcription by RNA polymerase II. Gene Ontology annotation, molecular function: DNA-binding transcription factor activity, RNA polymerase II-specific; RNA polymerase II cis-regulatory region sequence-specific DNA binding. Lineage: Eukaryota; Metazoa; Chordata; Actinopteri; Cyprinodontiformes; Rivulidae.